UUGCACUUGUCUCCAUCUUUUUCUUUUGUGUUCUUCCCUUCGUUUUCCUUUGAUUAUAUGUAUGUUUUAUGAUUGUGAAGAUUGAGCUUUUAACAAUUGAAGGAGACGUCUUUAUCUGCAUAAUUUUGUUAUUCAUUGUGGCUACCACAAGAAGGCCGCUACUGUCAGACUCAGGAGCCUUUGUAGAUUGGGCGAUAUCAUCGUCCACGGCAAUCCGAGCUGGCCCCGAUGACCUGUCCCUUGGCUUUAAUGCAAACGCCUCCGCCGCCGCGGCGGUGGUGGCUGCUGCUCCUGAAUCCGCCACCACUCAAUGGCCACCCUCAGCUGGUCAGAUCAACUACGGCCUUCCCUCAGAAACGGGGAUGGUUGGUCGUCGCGAUUUCGUUUUUGUCGCUCCUGCGUCUUAUAACCAUCAUCAUCAUUACCAUCACCAUCUCCACUAUGCUCAAGAUCCCAUCAUCGGAAAUGAUCAAAUCAAUGGUCACAAUGUUGCCACGGCACUUGGUGUAGGCGUCGGUACUGUUUUCCCACUUCUUACAGCAUCUCCAUGUGUAGCACCACAAAAUAUGGAAGAUUCCGAUUUGCUGAAUAACAAUGGUCGUAACAAACUCACUGAUUUGAUACAAAGCAGUGGCGGCGGCGGUGCCGGUUCAAGCUCAGGCACGACGUGUCUAGAUUGUGGGAACCACGCCAAGAAAGAUUGUACACACAGGAGAUGUAGAACAUGCUGUAAAAGUCGAGGCUUUGAUUGCCUUACGCACGUUAAGAGCACGUGGGUACCUGCUGCUAGGAGAAGAGAGCGUCAGCUCAUGGCAGCCGCCGCCGCUACUGGCGGUGGUGGCUCAUCGGCAUCAACAUCUGGGGGUAAAAAACCGAGACUUGUCAUUUCACAGACGACGAACACUCAUACUUCAACUUCAAACACUACAUCAAGAAGCUUUGACACUAACUCAAGUCACAAAGAUGCAUGGUCACUGCCGGGGCAAGUACGGGCGCCGGCGGUGUUCAAGUGUGUAAGAGUGACGGCAGUGGAGGAUGGUGAAGAUGAGUAUGCAUAUCAAGCGGUGGCUAGGAUUGGUAGACGUGUGUUCAAAGGGUUUCUUUAUGAUCAAGGAAUUGAAGGAAGAGAUGGGUUUCCCAAUAAAUCUGAAUUGCAACUGGGCGGUGGUGGCGGCAGCAGUGGCGGCUGAAAUGGGGUUUCAUCAUCAUCACCUGUUCUUGAUAGACU
Molecule: messenger RNA, 1228 nt
Organism: Hibiscus syriacus
Lineage: Eukaryota; Viridiplantae; Streptophyta; Magnoliopsida; Malvales; Malvaceae
Product: protein LATERAL ROOT PRIMORDIUM 1-like
Exons: 2
Coding region: 69-1190 (373 amino acids)
Biological process (GO): positive regulation of DNA-templated transcription
Cellular component (GO): nucleus
Molecular function (GO): DNA binding; DNA-binding transcription factor activity
Source: RefSeq, a predicted model, not a curated record